GACGGUCUGAGACAGCACCGCCAAGCUGGGAACCCGGGAGAUGGCAGAGGCUGAGCCCAAGACCAUGCAGGAUCUCACCUCGGUGGUGCAGACACUCCUGCAACAGAUGCAAGAUAAAUUUCAGACCAUGUCUGACCAGAUCAUUGGAAGCAUUGAUGACAUGAGCAGUCACAUUGAUGGCCUGGAGAAAAACAUCGCAGACCUCAUGACACAGGCCGGGGUGGAAAAGCUGGACGGGGAAAGCAGGAUUGCUGCCACACAGAAGACUUGAAGGUUGCUCAUCUGCUCUGGAAUCUGGAACACCCUUUUUACAAGCCAAGAGAAGCCGGAUAGCUUUUUGCAACUAACUACUCUGUGUAGACAGGUUUUAU
Messenger RNA from Lagenorhynchus albirostris (white-beaked dolphin), 371 nucleotides. RefSeq names its product heat shock factor-binding protein 1-like. Lineage: Eukaryota; Metazoa; Chordata; Mammalia; Artiodactyla; Delphinidae. Gene Ontology annotation, cellular component: cytosol; nucleus. Gene Ontology annotation, biological process: cellular heat acclimation. Gene Ontology annotation, molecular function: transcription corepressor activity. The transcript has a single exon. Bases 41 to 271 code for a protein of 76 amino acids. The record is from RefSeq and is a predicted model, not a curated record.